CCGAAGUAUGGCGGGCAGACUCCGCUGAGAACGCACAAAGUCGCCUUUGCCACUUUCCUCGCCGGAAACGCCAACCCAGACAAGAAGCAAACAGAUGAAGAAUCUGCCGCCAUCAACGACGCCGACGAUGGCUACUUCCAAGGCGCAAGAGUGCUGACAUACCAACUCCUCCACUCCAAAUCAGCCAGCACAAACAACAGCAUCCCAUUCCUCGUAGUAUGCACCCGAGACGUUUCAAAACGCAAAAGAGACCGACUAAAAAAAGACGGCGCCACCAUCGUCCUCAUCGAAAAACUCGAACAAGACUGGGUCAAAGCCGCCGACCCCCGCUGGGUCGACGUACUCGCCAAACUCCGCCUCUUCCAACUAAUCGAAUACACAAAAAUCCUCUUCAUCGACAGCGACACCCUCGUCACCGCCCCUCUCGACGGCGUCUUCUUCGACGAAGCCACCCUCACCCAAGCCACGCUCCCCAACGCAGCCCAAAUAAAAGAAGACGAAGCCGACCUCCCACGAACCUACAUGUUCGCCACCCACGGCGACUUCUGGGGCUACGACCACCCCUACCCCCCACCCACAGACUUAUCGUACCUGAACUGCGGCUUCUUCGUCUUCACCCCUUCAUUAGUCCUAUUCAACUACUACAUGUCCCUCCUCAAACUCCCCAACCGUUUCGACCCCGGAUUCCCCGAACAGAAUCUUUUGAAUUACGCGCAUCGACAGGACGGGAAUAUGCCUUGGAAACCGCUGUGGUAUGGUUGGAAUGUGAAUUGGCCGACGGAAAAUGAUUGGAGAGGGGGUGCCAGGAGUUUUCAUGCCAAGUAUUGG
Molecule: messenger RNA, 828 nt
Organism: Pseudocercospora fijiensis CIRAD86
Lineage: Eukaryota; Fungi; Ascomycota; Dothideomycetes; Mycosphaerellales; Mycosphaerellaceae
Product: glycosyltransferase family 8 protein
Exons: 1
Biological process (GO): protein N-linked glycosylation
Molecular function (GO): glycosyltransferase activity
Source: RefSeq, a predicted model, not a curated record